Colletotrichum orchidophilum is the source of this 249-nucleotide messenger RNA. RefSeq lists its product as uncharacterized. Bases 1 to 249 code for a protein of 82 amino acids. Lineage: Eukaryota; Fungi; Ascomycota; Sordariomycetes; Glomerellales; Glomerellaceae. The record is from RefSeq and is a predicted model, not a curated record. The transcript has a single exon.
AUGUGCGAGUGGUACCGGGCAAAGUUCACCUGCGGACAUGGCUUCACGGGUGCUUCCGAAUGGUGUUACCUAUACAGUUCUACUCAAAAGCGGUGCAAAGUAAAUGUGACGCAAGAUGACGAUCGGCCAAAGUUGUGCGGAUCAUGUAUCGAGGAACUAAACAAGAAGGCGGUUCCCUGGGAGUUUAUGAUCAAGCGCCCCAAAGCUGGAACAAUACGGCAGAUAAAUUCUAAAGAAAGAUACCGAUAG